This is a messenger RNA of Tribolium castaneum (red flour beetle), 2755 nucleotides long. Its product is annotated as endoplasmic reticulum metallopeptidase 1. Gene Ontology annotation, biological process: proteolysis. The transcript is spliced from 8 exons. Gene Ontology annotation, molecular function: metalloexopeptidase activity. Bases 1 to 2619 code for a protein of 872 amino acids. Lineage: Eukaryota; Metazoa; Arthropoda; Insecta; Coleoptera; Tenebrionidae. The record is from RefSeq and is a predicted model, not a curated record.
AUGCGUCGUAGAGCUGACUUAAUAAUGGAUAACGAAGACGAGACCGUCACUCUGGACGGUUCGCGGAAAAUCACUCGAAACAGCAUUCACAGCGUCCCUGUACUUAUCUCAUUUGGGCUGAUUGCGGUCCUGUUGGGCCUCUACGGCCUUGUGUACACAAUUGACAGCAGCUUGCCCACCCCCUUGUACCUCGCAGACGAGAAGAGCCACCCGGACGCCUUCAUCACCGAACGCGCCCGUCAUGACUUAAAAUUUCUGACUGACUUGGGCCCCCGUGUGGCCGGGGGCUACGAAAGCGAAGUCCUGGCUGCAAAUUUUUUCCAGCGCGAGAUCAACAUUAUUAUGCAAAAAGCUCACAAGAACCACCGAAUUGAGUUAGAUGUCCAAGUAGUCACAGGGUCUCAUUAUAUCGAAAUGAAGCCCCACGGGAAAUUCGUCCCUUACUCAAACUUGCAAAACAUUGUCGUGAAAGUUUCCGGAAAAACAAACGCGAGUGUUUUGAUCAACGCACACUUUGAUUCGGUCCCGACAAGCCCCGGAGGGAGCGACGAUGGGAUAAACUGUGCCGUGAUGUUGGAAGUUUUGCGCAAAAUAACACAAGAGCCCCAACGGCCGUUAAACAAUUUGGUUUUUCUGUUCAACGGGGCGGAGGAGACGGGGCUGCAGGCCGCCCACGGGUUCAUAACCCAGCACAAGUGGGCCAGAGACUGCAAAGUCGUGAUAAACCUCGAGGCUGCGGGGGCCGGCGGGAAAAUAAUUUUAUUCCAGACGGGGCCCCACGCCCCCUGGUUGGUCAACCACUACAAGAAGGUGCCCCACCCGUACGGGCAAGCCGCCGGCGAGGAGAUUUUCCAAAGUAAUCUGGUGCCGUCCGACACCGAUUUCCGGAUUUUCCGGGAUUAUGGAGGAUUAGUGGGCCUGGAUAUGGCGUUUUUCAAAUACGGCUACCGCUAUCAUACCAAAUACGACGACUUCGAGCACAUUCCGCUCGGGUCGUUCCAGCACGUCGGCGAUAACACUUUGCAUUUGGUCCGCAGUUUGGGGAAUGCACCUGAAGUGGCGAAUCCCAAGGAUAAUCCCGGAAAAUCGGUCUAUUUUGAUUUUCUGGGAUUUACGAUGGUUUCGUACACGCAAACCGUCGCAAUUGUCGUUAACUCAAUUGUGGGGAUUUUCUCACUGGGGAUAUUUGUUUUAAGUAUUCACAAUUUCAAGUUGGGGUAUAAUCGACAGACUCUUAAAUAUUUAGCGAUGACUUUCGGGGCUAUUAUCGGUGGGUGGGUUUUAGCAGCGAUUUUUGCCGUUUUGUUGGCACUCCUUGUUGACAAAAUCGGGUAUUCCAUGAGUUGGUACGCCAAUCCGUGGCUGAUUUUCGGACUUUAUGCAGCGCCAACCGUUGCACUUUCGACUGUUUUGUUGCCGUUCAUCAGCCAAAAGAAUUUGACUCACAACGUGAAAGCACAAAUACAAGUGCACUCCGUGCGUGUUAUCUGGACUGUGAUAAUGAUUCUUGGGACCAUUUUACAAAUCAGAGCAAUGUAUGCACUCUUAGUGCCCGUAUUGUUCAAUACUCUAGGAUUCAUAAUAAUUUACAUGUUCCGAAUUCAACACACAAUACGAAGAUGGCAAGUCAUUUAUGUCAUCAGUUUGGUAAUCCCAACGAUGUUUCUGAUGUACACAACUUUAACGACUUUAUCACUUUUUAUCCCAGUUACCGGGAGAAUUGGACCUGAUAAAAAUGCUGACCUUUUAAUCGGACUUCAAGGACUUCUAUUUACAGUUUUAAUCACCUCGCCUUUCGUUGCCCUUGCAACACUUGUACGGAAUUUCAAAUACGUGCUGUAUUUUUUGACAGGAAUUUUUAUUGUCAGUUUUAUCAUAAUGUUGACACCUCUGGGAUUCCCCUAUAGUGGUAAUCGGGAUUCGCCGGCUCCUGAACGUUACUGGAUUUUGCACACACGUCGUGUUUUUCACGACGAAAAAGGAGUCGAAACUAAACGCGACUCUGGUUAUUUUUUCCUCAACAUGGAUAGAAAUUCGCCACAAAUCGUCAGUAAAUAUGUGAAAGACCUUGCAAGGGCUCGACCUUUGACCGAAGACUGCAAGCAAUAUUUAUUGUGUGGUUUACCCCUAGUUCAUUCGAAAAUGGUUCAAAUAAUUGAGUUUAGUACAUGGAUCCCUGCCGGUCAGCCAGUAUUACCCGAACCGACCAAACUCGAAGUAUUAUCAAAAGAAAAAAUCUCGACUGAUGUUUUACGCUAUGAUAUUCAAGUGACAGGUCCGGACCGCAUGGGCCUCUACUUUUCGCCCAAAUUCGGUGUAAAAGUACUAAAUAUAAGUCUUGUCGACAAAAUGCCCUCAGAUUCGGCGAAAUGGAAUGAUCGCGAUUUGUAUUUUAUCAUCCACAUUUACGGCAAAGAGGCAGCUCCUCUCAGGUUUAGCUUCGACGUGCGAGUCCCGCCGAACAUUACCGAAGUCACGACCGAGAUCGCCAUUUCGGGCAUUUUCGUCCACGACGAGAAAAACCGAAAAGUCCCCCACUACGCCCAACUCAUCAACUCGUUUCCCGAUUGGGCGGACGUGACCGCAUGGCUCGGUUCCUACGAAUCAUGGUGGAUUUAAAAAAUGAGAUGGACCAGUGAACAAAUUUUAUUUGAUGUUAAUUAAAUGUAUGACAAUAAAAUGUCGCUGAAUUUUAUGUAAAAGUUAAACCGAAAUAAAACAGGAUCGAUGUCCGGAUCCAGUGACUUUGGGCUUA